Rotaria sordida is the source of this 1602-nucleotide messenger RNA. The record is from the annotation of a GenBank genome assembly. NCBI's taxonomy places the organism in Eukaryota, Metazoa, Rotifera, Eurotatoria, Philodinida, Philodinidae.
AUGUCUAUUUUAUAUCGUGUGAUACCAUUAAUACUUUUUCUUCUUGUCUAUGUUGUUGGUCUUAUUGGUAAUGGACUUUUAAUAUUUAUUGUAUUUCGUCAAAAAAAUUUACGAACAGUACCGAAUUUACUUGUUGUUAGUUUGGCAUUGGGAGAUUUUUUAUUUGUUUUAUUUUGUGUACCAUUUGGAGCUGUUGCUUAUUCAUUAGAAUAUUAUCCAUUUUCAACAUUUUAUUGUCGUUUUGAAAAUUUUAUUAUUAAUCUUUCACUUGGUGUUUCUGUUUUUUCUUUAUUAGCAUUAAGUGCUGAUCGUUAUAAAAUAAUUUCCAAACCAUUUUCAAGUCAUGCUAAUGAUCCGGCGAAUAAAUUAAAAACAGUUGUUAUAUCUAUUUGGCUUUUAUCCAUUUUUCUUGCUCUACCAGAAACAAUGUAUAGUGGUCUUAUUACAGAAACGUAUAAUCAAACAAAUAACAAAACCAUUAAAUUAAUUUAUUGUUGGAGUCCAAAUGAAAGUCAUUUACUUUCUAAUCAUACAUUUAUGAUCAGUCGACAAAUUAUACGUCUUAUUAUUUAUUACAUAAUGCCACUUAUAUUUGUUUCCAUAUUUUACACACUUAUUGCAAAGCAUUUAUUUCAAGCCAAAACUGCUAUUUUAAUACCCAUGUCAACUCAACCAUUUGUGAACGAAGCAUCUAAUACAAAAAGAGGACAAAUAAAUAUUAAAUCAACAAAAUCGAUAUCCAAUAAUGCGCAUUUACAUAAUCAUACUAUUCAAGAACAAAGACAUCAUAAUGAAAUAAUUAAUAAUAAUUAUAAAAAAAAUCUUUCAAAACAUUCAAUAACACUUGAGAAUGAAGAAUUAACGAGCACGUAUGAAUCAUCUCCUGCGUCAUUACGAACAACAUCUUUAUUAUCAUCGUCCUUAACAGAUAAAGUACGGCGUAAUAGAGAAUUUCUUUAUACUAAUUCAGCUAUAAAUAAUAAUAAUAAUAAUAAUAAUAAUAUGGCUAUGCAUACAUUAUAUCGAGAUGUUAAAAUACGAAAACAAUUACGAGCACGACAUAAAGUUGCUAAAACUGUCCUUUUUUUAUGCAUUGUCUUUUUUAUAUGUUGGUUACCGAAGCAAAUUCAUGAUUUAUAUUGGUUCAUUGGUGUAAUUGUGUAUUCUGCACAUUGGAAUCACUUUUGGCAAUUUAAUAAAACAUUAGCACUUAUUUUUUCUUAUACUUACUCAUGUAUCAAUCCAUUUGCACUUUAUGUUCUUUCAACAACAUUCCGUCAUUUUUAUAAACGUUAUUUAUUCUUUUGGACGAAUAGAUCAUGUUGUUGUUCGAAAGGUGAUUUUGUUAAUCAAACACAACGACAUCGUACUGGUGAUAUGAUGACAAUCAGUGAAUAUCAACGUCAAUCAUCUGCAAAUAAUGCUUCAAAUGUUUAUUAUGAUUUAAAUCGAAUAAAAAAUUCAAAUUUUUCUCAACAACAACAACAACAACAAAAUUCUACAAAAAUGAAUCGAUAUAUGCCUACCGAUGUGUCAUUAACGGGAAAUGGAAUUCAACUUAAUGAAAAUCUUGAUCAAUCAAUUAAUAUAAAUGCGAGUUGA